CAGCAGCCACGUCUCGCUCCAGUGGUUCAGGGAAAGCAGAGGGAACUCUUGAGCUCUUCAAAUCGAACCCACUCCACUGGGCAUCUCCCUUCCCUUCCCCUUGACUAACGAUCCCGUCUUGAUCAUCCUCGCUCUUUUCCGAUCCCUAGUUCUGUUUACGGAAGCCUAGGGCCGCCUGCGGUUGUACUGCUCUCCCUACGUUUUUUGGAGACUGGAGGUGGUGUUUUACGGUCCUGCAGCACGCUAAGGACUGUUGGAGCAGAUCUGAAGGAUCUGGAGGCUCCGGGAGCCGGUGACAGGAGAGUGCCCCCUCCCCCUGGGCGGGUGGGGGUAGGGAAAAGAGAAAGGGACUAGGCUUGGGGAAGGAGGCAGGGAGGCAGCUGCAGUGCUGUGAGGGGUGCGUGCGCGUGUGCCAAGCUUGCCCGCCGCCUCCUGGUUCAGUCUGCGAUCUUCAGUGCGUGGGACACAGGGCUCCAGGGGCUGGGAAGCAGGAGCGGCGCCCCUCGCCCUGGCCUCUGGUCCUCUGGGCGCCUAGCGGUCUUCAGGGCCAGAGCUCUUGGGGCGGGGCGCAGGACCCGGGCCGCGCUCUCUGCCCCGCUGCUUGCGCCCAGCCUGGCUCCCUCUCCAUUGAGUUUUCCCGAAGCGGGCGCCCAUCAAUGGUCCUGCUUGGGGAUGCACACGCAGCUCACGGCCGGAGGGGGGUAGCAGCCGCCGCCUCCAGGUACCGGCCCUCCUGGGUCUCUGCCACCACCCGCUGCUGCCGCUCAAGCCCCAGGCGCACUGAGGUCCUGGCUAUGGGGCUGCUGAGACUGCCUUUGCUGGCGUGAAAAGGGGCAACGAGCCGCCAGGCUCUGGGAUCCCCAGCUACCUGCAUGGAUGUCUUCAGCUUUGUGAAGAUUGCAAAGCUUUCCAGGCGAACAUUCUACCAACUGAAUGAGCUACAUCCCAGCCUCUUCAUAACACUUACUCACUAUGUGGCACUCUGCUGUUUUAUGAGACAGGCAUUAGUGUCCCUACUUACAGUUCAGGAAACUGAGGCACAGAGCAGUUCAGUGGCAUGAGGUCACACAGCUGCCACAGGACCAAGUCUUCGGGCUGGCCGCCUCCCUCAGGAACCUGGGCCUUGAACCAGGUACCACCCUAUGGAUGGGAGAUGAUGACAAACCGAGAUGGCCGUGACUACUUCAUCAAUCACAUGACACAGGCAAUCCCAUAUGAUGACCCUCGGUUUGACAGCUGCCAAAUCAUCCCUCCAGCUCCACGGAAGGUGGAGAUGAGGAGAGACCCUGUUCUGGGCUUUGGGUUCGUGGCAGGGAGUGAAAAGCCUGUGGUUGUUCGCUCAGUGACACCAGGUGGCCCCUCAGAAGGCAAGCUGAUCCCAGGAGAUCAGAUUGUAAUGAUUAAUGAUGAACCAGUCAGUGCUGCACCAAGAGAGAGGGUCAUCGACCUGGUCAGAAGCUGCAAAGAAUCGAUCCUGCUCACUGUCAUUCAGCCUUACCCUUCUCCCAAAUCAGCAUUUAUUAGUGCUGCAAAAAAGGCAAGAUUGAAGUCCAACCCGGUCAAAGUGCGCUUUUCCGAAGAGGUCAUCAUCAAUGGCCAAGUGUCGGAAACUGUUAAAGACAACUCACUUCUUUUUAUGCCAAAUGUUUUGAAAGUCUAUUUGGAAAAUGGACAGACCAAAUCCUUUCGCUUUGACUGCAGCACCUCCAUCAAGGAUGUCAUCUUAACCCUGCAAGAGAAGCUGUCUAUCAAAGGCAUUGAGCACUUCUCUCUCAUGCUGGAGCAGAGGACCGAAGGGGCCGGGACCAAGCUACUGUUGCUUCAUGAACAGGAGACACUCACUCAGGUGACACAGAGGCCUAGCUCCCAUAAGAUGAGGUGUCUUUUCCGGAUCAGUUUUGUCCCAAAGGAUCCCAUUGACCUGUUAAGGAGAGAUCCAGUCGCUUUUGAGUAUCUCUAUGUUCAGAGUUGUAACGACGUUGUUCAGGAGCGAUUUGGACCCGAGCUGAAAUACGACAUUGCCUUGCGGCUGGCCGCGUUACAAAUGUACAUCGCCACUGUCACCACCAAACAGACGCAGAAAAUCUCCCUCAAAUACAUUGAGAAAGAAUGGGGACUGGAGACAUUUCUUCCAUCUGCUGUGCUGCAGAGCAUGAAAGAGAAGAACAUCAAGAAAGCACUUUCCCACCUUGUCAAAGCAAAUCAAAACUUGGUACCACCGGGUAAAAAGCUGUCUGCAUUGCAAGCCAAGGUCCACUAUCUCAAGUUCCUCAGUGACCUGCGACUAUAUGGAGGCCGUGUGUUCAAGGCAACGUUAGUGCAGGCAGAAAAGCGCUCAGAAGUGACUCUUCUGGUUGGUCCCCGGUAUGGCAUAAGCCAUGUCAUAAACACCAAAACCAAUCUGGUGGCUCUUUUAGCUGACUUCAGCCAUGUCAACAGGAUUGAAAUGUUUACUGAAGAGGAGAAUUUGGUGAGGGUGGAGUUGCACGUGCUAGAUGUGAAGCCCAUCACACUCCUUAUGGAGUCAUCAGACGCCAUGAACCUGGCCUGUCUGACGGCUGGAUACUACCGGCUGCUUGUGGACUCCAGAAGGUCGAUAUUUAACAUGGCCAACAAGAAAAAUGCAGGCACACAGGACACAGGAACAGAAAAUAAAGGCAAGCAUAAUAUCCUUGGCCCUGAUUGGAACUGUAUGCCUCAGAUGACCACCUUCAUUGGCGAAGGGGAACAAGAAGCCCAAAUCACAUAUAUAGAUUCUAAGCAGAAGACAGUUGAGAUGACAGACAGCACCUUAUGUCCCAAAGAGCACCGGCAUUUAUAUAUCGACAACACAUACAGUUCAGAUGAACUUAGCCAACCACUGACUCAGCCAGGUGAUACCCCCUGUGAGGCCGACUACAGAAGCCUAGCUCAGCGGUCCCUGUUGACCCUCUCAGGACCAGACACUCUGAAGAAAGCACAGGAAUCCCCAAGAGGAGCUAAAGUGUCCUUUAUUUUUGGAGAUCUUGCCUUGGAUGAUGGCAUGAAUCCCCCAACUCUAGGCUAUGAAAGACUGUUAGAUGAGAAUCCAGAAAUGCUGGAGAAGCAGAGGAAUCUCUACAUCAGCAGUGCCAAUGACAUGAAAAACCUGGACCUCACUCCAGACACAGACAGCAUCCAGUUUGUGGCAAAUUCUGUAUACGCAAACAUAGGUGAUGUGAAGAACUUUGAGGCCCCUGCGGGGAUAGAGGAGCCCCUCUUACAUGACAUCUGUUAUGCAGAAAACACUGACGAUGCAGAAGAUGAAGAUGAGGUGAGCUGCGAGGAGGACCUUGUGGUGGGAGAGAUGAAUCAACCAGCCAUCCUUGACCUGUCAGGGUCAAGCGAUGACAUCAUUGACCUCACGAGCCUGCCUCCUCCAGAAGGCGAUGACAAUGAGGAUGACUUCCUCUUGCGUUCUCUGAACAUGGCCAUCGCUGCUCCCCCACCUGGCUUUAGAGACAGUUCUGAUGAGGAGGACACUCAGAGCCAGGCAACAUCCUUCCAAGAGGACAAGGAACAAGGCAGCAGCCUACAGAAUGAGGAGAUCCCUGUGUCCCUCAUUGAUGCUGUGCCCACCAGCGCAGAGGGCAAGUGUGAGAAGGGACUGGACCCUGCUGUCGUUUCCACACUGGAAGCCCUAGAAGCUCUUUCAGAAGAACAACAGAAGAGUGACAAUUCAGGUGUAGCCAUCUUGCGGGCUUAUAGUCCUGAGUCUUCAUCAGACUCGGGCAAUGAGACUAACUCUUCUGAAAUGACAGAGGGUUCUGAGCUAGCCGCAGCACAGAAGCAGUCGGAAAGCCUCUCGCGCAUGUUCUUGGCCACUCAUGAAGGCUAUCACCCUCUUGCAGAAGAGCAGACAGAGUUCCCCACCUCCAAAGCCCCCUCAGGGGGCUUGCCUCCAAAGUCCUCCCAUGGCCUGGCUGCUCGCCCAGCGACUGACCUCCCACCCAAAGUUGUGCCUUCCAAGCAGAUCCUUCACUCAGACCACAUGGAAAUGGAGCCAGAAACCAUGGAGACCAAGUCGGUCACUGACUAUUUUAGCAAACUGCAUAUGGGGUCAGUGGCAUAUUCCUGUACCAGCAAAAGGAAAAGCAAACUUGCUGAGGGAGAGGGGAAAGUCCCCCUGAGUGGGAAUGCACCAGGAAAAAAACAGCAAGGAACCAAAAUGGCAGAGAUGGAGGAGGACACCAAAGGCAAAGUUGGCACUGUGUCUUCAAGAGACAGUCCACACCUCAGCACUUUUAACCUGGAGAGAACUGCCUUUCGCAAGGACAGCCAAAGAUGGUAUGUGGCCUCUGAUGGUGGGGUGGUAGAGAAAAGUGGUGUGGAAGCACCAGCCAUGAAAACCUUUCCCAGAGGUCCAGGUCUGGGGAACAGGGAGGCUGAAGGAAAGGAGGAUGGCACUGUGGAAGGAGACACUGAUGAAGGUUCAGGACUUAACCAAGGGGACCGCUUCCUAACAGACAUGGCCUGUGUGGCCUCAGCCAAAGACUUAGAAAACCCUGAAGAUGCUGACUCGCCCACCUGUGACCAUGCCACUAAGCUUCCUGAGACUGAAGACAGUGUGGCCCGCCUUUGUGACUACCAUUUGGCCAAGCGGAUGUCAUCCCUGCAGAGUGAGGGCCAUUUUUCUCUCCAGAGCUCUCAAGGCUCUUCAGUGGACACAGGCUGUGGCCCAGGCAGUGGUAGCAGUACCUGUGCCACUCCUGUGGAAUCGCCCCUCUGCCCCUCCCUGGGGAAGCACCUGAUUCCCGAUGCUUCUGGGAAAGGUGGGAGUUACAUUUCGCCAGAGGAGAGAGUCACUGGCCAUCCCAGCCAUGGAGCCACCUUCAAGGAAUUGCACCCACAGACGGAAGGGAUGUGUCCGCGCAUGACAGUACCUGCUCUGCACACAGCCAUUAAUGCUGACCCCCUGUUUGGCACAUUGAGAGAUGGAUGCCAUCGACUGCCCAAGAUUAAGGAAACCACAGCUUUGACAGAGCCUGGGAAGGAGAGACAAGGAGGCAUGCCUUCAGCUUGGUCUCAACAUCCUGAAGCUGAUCCCAUCCUGCUACCAUCAAAUAUUCACUUGGAAUCAAAGGUGCCAAGCCCAAAUCAAGACCCUAAUGAUUUCUCCCAAGCAAACCAGGCAUUCGGAGAGGCUGUGAGCUGGUGGCCAGCGGAUCUGAGAGGGGGGAGCCUCAGGACACCCCCCAGCCAGAGGGCUCUCAGACAAAGCAGCAGUGUCCUCUCAGGACCCGUAGGUUUGGAGACCUUCCAAGAGAGAACCAAGGGUGCAGUCAGCUUGAAGUAUCCAGGUAUCACAGAAGCACAGGAAGCCAGUUCGGAAAGACGAACAGAACUCCCACUGGGGAAGAAGCUCACCAAAAGUUUUUCCCAAAGCUCGAUGCACUUUAUCUCUGAGGGAAAGUUUCACAAAAGGUCCCCAGUGUCUCAUAAAGACUCAAAGCUGUAUAGGACCCUACCCUUGCGGAAGCUGGAGGGCAGCAACUGGAGAUGCCGAGGACCCUUCAGCUACUGUUUUCUGAACCAAGGACAGGAUGAAGAUGGGGAUGAGGAUGAAGAGGAGGGGGAGGCCACCCUUCAGGUCUCUUGCCUCUAUCGACCACAGAUAACUCAAGCCAUGCAGGAACCAAGCAAGUCAUCCCUGGUUGUUGGACUGCAGAAACAAGGAGAACUAUGCAGAGGGCCAGUGCUGAAGGUCUGGACAGAAGACCCCAGUGGCCCAGAUGACUUGGAUUUCAGCAGUCUGGCUUUUGAUGCCCGGAUUGCAAGAAUAAAUGCCCUAAAGGCGAGCACAUAUGGAAUGCCCGAUGGGUUCCUCGAAGCCCAGAAUGAUGCCAAUGAGCUGCUCUGCCUUGUCAGGGCAACCAAGGCAAAGAGGGAGGAGUCAUGCCCUGAAGCAUAUGACCUUACACUUUCUCAGUACAAGCAACUGUUAUCCAUUGAGUCCAGACAGUUGGGAAGUGCCUGUAGGAAAAUGGCAAUGGCUGAGAAAAGCCCAGAAGAGAUGCUCCUAGCCAUGAGUUCCAGUUUUCAAGUGCUCUGUUGCCUAACAGAAGCUUGCAUGCGGUUAGUGAAAGUCGUGAACUCUGAAACACAGCGGCAGGAAAUUGUAGCGAAGAUUGAUGAGGUGGUCAUAAACUAUAUUUGUCUCCUGAAAGCUGCUGAGGCAGCCACUGGCAAGACCACUGGGGAUCCUAGUAUUGGACUAUCGAUGCGACAUUCAACCACCAUGGCCGCUCUUGUAAGCACACUAACACGUUCUCUCAAGAUGCUUUUAAAUAAAUAAAUAUGAAAGUCACAUCAUAAUCUACCUUUGCAAAGCCAUACAUGAACUUUUCUUUACUUUCUGUGUACAAUGAACAGAUGUCUCCUUUCUUCUCUCUGUAUAUUUUGUUCUUUUAUAUAAAAUAGGAGAUAGAAGUUACAUUGAUGAAAUGUUUGAAAUGUCCUAAUCAGAUGUAUUCUGUUUAUAUUAUACAUAUAUUACAUGUAAAAGGAAUAUAUGAGAAAAUGAUGGCAUUUGGCUAUUUUUCAUAUAGUCAAAACUCCAGGCAUAUGAUGUGAGAUUUUAAAUUCUACCAUGUUAGAGGAAAACAAUGAAUCCUAUCCCCUCUCCUUCCAAGUGGAUACUUAGAGACCCUAUCAUUCAUAUUUAGAAGUAAAAGUCAAAAGAAAAAAAUAGAAAAGAAACCAAAAUGUAUAUAAAACAGUUCUUAUGCUUUAAAAUUAUGAUUGAUUUUUAAGCAUUGGAACUAGCAAAGGGAUAUUUAAAAUUCAAGAAGCUAUUACGAAUUACUAGAGAAUAUAUAUAAUAAAUUAACUUUUCGCUCAUAGUAUUUUGUUAUUGGAUGCUUUCUUCCAAGAAUUCUCACAUAUUUAAUUUUGGUUUAUGCUAUUUGGGCUACAGAUGGGCAGGGGGUGGACAGAUUCCAUUGUGUCAACAUAAAUGCUCUUUACAGUAUUUCUAGACUCUAAAACUUCCCCAAAUAGAAGAACAGAGGAAAUGAUGGGCAGGAUCCUAGGCAAUAGCUAAAGGUAUAAGUUAUCUAAUUAUAUAAAAUAAAUGGAAUUAGUAAUGCCAAAAUUAAAUUGUUCUGUGAAAAAGAGAGAUCUGCUUCUACUCAAUGUCAAAAUACAUAAACCAAAGGCAUUAUUUUCUUCCAAUUCAAUCAUGAAGUUUAUGACUUCCUUUUGAGAACACCUAGUAAAGUGUUUGUAGAAUUACACAAAACAAAAGACUUAAUCAUCACAAAAAGUGCAGACCCAGUAUUGUAAAUCAGACCGCACACCAGCACCAAGCACAGCUCAGCCUUCAGCUCCUUGCCCUCAGCUCUAAGAAGAGCUUCCUAUGGUAUCAUGCUAGCAACAAAACAUGGAAGGACAGCCUACUACUGAGACAAAUUUUCAAAUCUAGAAUGUUCCAGAAAAUCAAGGAGAGAUGACUACUCUGAUAAUUGAACCAUGAUUCAAAACGUAGUAUUUAUUUAAUCAGUACUUCAUUUGGCUGAUAGAAAUAUGAAAUCUGAACAGAAACAUGGCAAAUUUGACCAUUUCAAGUGAAACUAAGGUAAUGCAAAAGUUAUGUUCUCAACUGUCAUCUCUCUAAAAAUACAUUUGGGUCAAAACAAAAGGCGGCAAACUCUUUGAUCAUAAGUUAAAUUGAUAUGUACAUAUGUAGUUCCUGGAUCACUCCGUAGUCAAGCUCUCCACAUUCUAUUUAUGUAAAUGGCUUCUUAGAAUAAGAGUAGUAUAGCAAGAACCAAUAUUUCCCAUUUUGUAGCCUGCCAUGCAGGAGACCUAGCAAGGUCCACAGUUGCUAUUUCUCUCUGGUCAGCCAUUCAUUCCACAGAGACUCAGCAAAAGCCACACCACAGAUUUAUAGAUUGUAACCAAUGAAAGGGGUUCAGACUAUGUUAUUAUAAAUAAUGUUUGAUUAAAUAAUAAAACAUUAUUUCAUUACAAUUCUAAAUAUUUGGUGUUUUGCUAUUGAGAGACAUUAGUGGUGUUUACUGUGGAAAAUCGUAGUAAAUAUUCUGUGUACUAUAAUACAAACAAUAAUAGGAUGUGUGCUCCGUGUCAGACAAUGUGCUAAGCAUUAUCACAUGUAUUAUCUCAUUUAGUCAUCUCUGCAAUCUCUUGAUUUGGACACUAUCAUUAGUUCCUUCUGGAGGCAUUAUGGUUUAGUAGUUAUGAAAUAUGGGGCUUGGGGUCUGAAACAUCUUUAUUUAAAUUUUGGUCCUGCCAUUUACUAGCCCUUUCAUCUUCAGAAAGCUAUCUUUUUCGCAGUCUCGAUUUCCUUAUUGUGAAAUGGACUUCAGUAAUGAAAUCUAUUUCCAUAGGGUUUUCACAAGUUUUAAGUAAAAUUGUGUAUUGUAAAGUUCUUACCACAGUAUCUGAUGGAGAAUAAGUAUUCAAUGUUAGAUAUUAUAAUUAUCAUAAUUGUUGUGUUAAAUAUAUUGCCCAAGAUACUAUGUGGAGGAUGUUUGUUUUCUAUGCAUAUUGUAUCCUGACUGUGUGCAGAACACAUUAUGUGUCAUGCAUAUACUGAAAAGAAGCUUACAAGGAAAUGAUGGUCCUUUUUCAAAUUGCAAAUCUAGCUAGAACAACUUCCUAGUCCAUUGUGGUUCUUUGAGAAGCCUCAGGGAAAUAGCUCUGGGUCUUUCUAGCCAAUCUCAUAUUUCCUGUGGCUACUCCAGUAAGUUUCUGUUCUCCUAAACAGUCUUUACUAUUCAAAAAUCUCAAAAGGCCCCCUUCCCUUCUCUAAGCAUGGGGCUCCUAACUGGAGUCCAGGUCCAUUAGAGUAUAGGAAGAACAUACUAGAAUGAUACUUGUGUUUAUUUUUAUCUAGUUUUUUUAUGUUUGUGUAUGUUUUAUAAUGGCUAAUAGUACAGUGGUACAUGUACAUAAUUUUAAAUAAAUAAAUAAACAAAUAAACAAACAAACAA
Messenger RNA from Peromyscus californicus insignis, 8972 nucleotides. It is a transcript of the gene Frmpd4, whose product is annotated as FERM and PDZ domain containing 4. Gene Ontology annotation, cellular component: cytoskeleton. Lineage: Eukaryota; Metazoa; Chordata; Mammalia; Rodentia; Cricetidae. The record is from RefSeq and is a predicted model, not a curated record. The coding region runs from base 1058 to 6313 and encodes 1751 amino acids. Gene Ontology annotation, molecular function: protein binding. The transcript is spliced from 19 exons.